AUGUCUCCCCUCCAACAAAAACUGAAAAUUUGUGAGAAUAAACUAAAAGAUGAUGAAGAUAAAGACUUUUUGCUCGAUGGUAUACGCAAUGGAUUUUCUAUUCUUGAUGAGUAUAAAAUACCGCUUAUUCAACCUUCUGUGACAAAAAACUCUUACUCUGUGUUUCGUGAUCAGGAAUUAGUAAACAAAAGGAUUAACUAUGAAACUGAAGAGGGUAACUAUGUUAUUGUUUCUGAGAAGCCUAUAGUAGUUAGCGCCCUUUCAUCAAUUCCUAAGCCCGACGGUAAUAUACGUCUGAUACAUGAUUUCUCAAGACCUAUAAAUCAAAGUGUGAAUGACUUUGCCUCCAUUGAACAUUUUCAAUAUCAAACCGUUUCUAAUGCCAUUAACAAGUUGACUCCUCAUGCCUACCUAGCAAACAUUGAUCUCGAGCAUGCUUACAGGUCGGUCGGCUUGCAUCCAUCUAAUUUUCCUUAUACGGGAUUACAAUGGGACGGUAAAUACAUGUUUGACUCUCGCCUGCCUUUUGGUGCCCGGAAGAGUCCACAAAUCUUCCACAGGAUUACUCAAGCAGUUCGACGUAUGAUGCAAAGGCGUGGAUUUAACUGCAUCAUUGUGUAUUUAGACGAUUUUCUUGUGAUCGGAAAUGAUUAUUCAGAAUGCUUACUAGCUUAUCAAACUUUGUUAUUACUGCUACGUUCUCUUGGUUUAAGCAUAAAUUAUAAAAAGCUAGUAGACCCGUGUCAGCAAAUUGUUUUCCUGGGAAUUGAAAUUAAUACCGUUUCCGGGACAAUCUCACUCGAAUCAGUGAAAGCUUGGAAUUAUUUUCAACAAAUUGACUCGUGUCUUUCAAAGCGCAGGCUUUCAAGAAAGGAAUUGGAAAAACUAACAGGGAAAUUAGCUUGGGCCUCUAUUGUGAUCCCUUGGGACCGCGUCCACGUUAGACCGUUCUACAACAAGCUCAAACAGUUAAAAUCCGAUCAUCAUAAAUGUCUCACAAAACAUUUAGCGGACGAUCUACACUGGUUGUCUUCGAAAAUUGUUCAAGCCAAUGGCACUAGAAGGAUUUGGGAUUUUCGGGAAGAAAUUCAAGUAUUCUGUGAUUCAUCUUCGCAUGCAGGCGGAGCUUUCUGCCAAGGCGACUGGUUGUACACAGCGUGGCUUGCGGAUUACCCGCGCUUGGAAUGUCAGCAUAUAAAUACUAAGGAAUUGGCUUUC
This is a messenger RNA of Mercenaria mercenaria, 1218 nucleotides long. RefSeq lists its product as uncharacterized. The annotation marks the transcript as partial. The record is from RefSeq and is a predicted model, not a curated record. NCBI's taxonomy places the organism in Eukaryota, Metazoa, Mollusca, Bivalvia, Venerida, Veneridae. The transcript has a single exon.